Homarus americanus (American lobster) is the source of this 4180-nucleotide messenger RNA. RefSeq lists its product as uncharacterized. Lineage: Eukaryota; Metazoa; Arthropoda; Malacostraca; Decapoda; Nephropidae. Gene Ontology annotation, molecular function: protein binding. The transcript has 12 exons. Bases 1211 to 2563 code for a protein of 450 amino acids. The record is from RefSeq and is a predicted model, not a curated record.
AUGCGCGGGGUACCGACCGAGUCAGCUGGUAGAAGGGAAGGAGUGCCAGUGCCUGUCCCCUUAUUAUCGUUUAUUUUCCCAGCGACACACACACGGAAACACAUGAUAGGUGGAAGGCGUAGAAGAGUGAAGGUCACAACUAUCCCUGGGGAGUACCUUCAACUGUCCCUCACACUCGCUCCAAGGCUCAGGCGAGGUGGUGCCGAGGCGAGGUGGGCGGCUCUGAACCGUCAGUAGAGAUCAUCACACCCUGGCAGAAAUAUUUACUUGUACGGUUGGUGAGGUGAGAGUUGUAAACAGACGAGAGAUUACCACAGUAACCACAUGUAAACAACAAACAACAUCAAACAAGAGAGAAAGACUAAUUGGUGUUAGUGUCAACGAUAUAUAUAAUAAAAAAGAAAACAGAAUGGAGGAAUGAAAAAGAAAAGAAAACAUUAUAAAGAUUAGUGUGGGUUUAUAUUCUUCUGAUCACAUUAGUAUCUUUAACUUACUCUUAGUAGUGUUUUCAACUUGAAGACGAAUAGUGACAACACAGUGACAACAGAAAAUAUAAGAACCAAAACAUCCUGGCACCACAUCUGUUGAGGGAAACAGCUGCACCAACAGACACCAUUAAUAUAAACAACGUCAUUAUCAGAAUAUAUAGUAGUAGUAGUAGUAGUAGUAGUAGUAGUAGUAGUAGUAGUAGUAGUAGUAGUAGUAGUAGUAGCAGUAGUAGUAGUAGUAGUAGUAACAGCCUGACAGCAUCAAACUCAGAUGGAAAUUUACAUAAUUAUGUAAUAAAACCACUGCUCCACCAUUACUACUACAUGCAGCUGUUCUUAUAUUAGGGGAGGACAGCUGGAUCAUUGUUAGCAGUAGUUUCAGCAGCCCUUGGAAUUGCCGCUACAUUACUGGUUGGAGUUAAAACCACUCACUAUUGCCAAGACAAAAACAACAGCAGGUUACGCUAUCAAACAUCAGCAUUGUCAAGAGGUGUGUCAACACAGAUAAUAACAGCACGAAAGAAGAAACACAAUAUUUCUCAUGACAGCAGCAGUACAGUGUCUCCAGAACGACCACCAGCACUGACACGACCAGAACUGCCUCUAAAAGACUCAGGUUGCAGAAAGGGUAACAUAAAUACCACCAGAAUUACCUACAUCGAUACCAGAUACAGCACGUACGAUCAGGACUACCAACAGCGUCAAGCAGAAGAAGAAUAACGAUGGCUAAAUGGCAGGGAGUGAACGUGGCCACUAUCACCGAGGAGGACGUGAUAGUGGAGGAGAUCGGCGAGGACGGCAUGGUGGAGACGAUAGCAAAAGAACUGGACAGCGUUAGCCUGAAGGAAGACAGUGAUGCGGCAUCAACAGGCAGUGGCAACUCAGGCCAGGCUGGAGGAACCACCUCACGUCCUACGUCGUUUGAGCGUCCCAGUAGCAUGGUGGAAAACGAUGACGUGGACAUCGUCAACAACAACUCUAUCCUGAGCACCAUCAUCUUCGACAGCAAGAGCAACACGUUCCCCAGGGCGUCAAGUGGCCCCAAAACGCCGCCUGCGUCUAUAGGUAGGCCUUCAUCUCCAUCCUCAACACCACCUGCCAGGAAAUCGAUCACCAGGAGCGGCAGUCGAGCUUCGGGGUUUACGAUGAGCCUCUCGGAUAAGUUCGUGACGGAGAUGAGUUUAUUUGAUCCCAGCAGCGCCUCAACCCCACGUACCAGUAUCUCCUUUGGGAUCUUCUUAGCUACUGACCAGGUGAUGGGCGAUCACUCUGUGUAUAAGGUGUCUCCUGUUUCGCCCUUAUCUGCCCUCAAGCUCAAGCCUCAAGAUCGACUACUGAAGAUCAACGACAUGAGCCUGGCCGGGUGGUCUCACAAUUGCGUGCUUGACUUCGUGAGGAACCUGCCACUCACUUGUGUCUCUGGUCAGGUGAACCCAGACACUCCGGUCGACUUCCCGCUCUGUUUGGAAUACAGACGAUCGGGGAAAAAUGUACGCUCAUCAGACGAAGCCCCAGUGAACAAGAGACUCAACACAAAUAUCAGAGUUAGGAAGAAAAGAGCUACAGUGACGUCGGUACAAGAGGAGGAUGUCAGAGUGUUAUACAGUAAGAGUACGACUAAUAAGUUAAGGCUGAAUCAAGAAUUGCCACUGUUCCUCACCGCCUCCGACUCUAGCAGCAGCAACACCAUCAGGAUGACUGUGGGCGUCCAGGAAGGAUCAGAGGCAGAGGUGUGCUUCCGUGUGCAUUCGUUCGAGGAGGCAACCCCACGACCUGAAGGCGGGAAAUUGGUGGUAAUCCAGGCCCCAAAAGGCAACCAAUACCUCAGCGCUCUCAACCCCACAGAUCUGACCUUUAUGCACGGUGUGGCUUCAGAUGUAAAGAACCUCAGCCAAGCAGACGUCCGCUUCUUCAUCCUCAACAGUGACAGGGGCAGCGACUUCGUCAGGCUCAAGAGCAUAUUUACAGGUCGCUUCGUGUCGGCAACUCCGGAUGGCGUCAAGUUUGUUAGUCAGGACGAGGACGCCCAUCUACCUGACAGUACUUUAUUCCAAAUCUUCUCCUGCAAGCAAUGAAUUCGUCUGUCACUAAACUGCCCAGAAGACCAGCGAGGACCAACAAACCUGGCUACUAGAUCUAUGGAGGCCAACCAUCUGACCCAUGUGUUCCAAUAAUGUGGCCACUCAACCUCAACAGCCAAAACACAACAUUGGAAGUUGUCAACUUGAGUUUGGCGGUGAAAUUAUAUUUACUAUCAGGUGAGUAAGGGAAGUUAUAACCGACUCUAAAACGUAUACAGGUACUGUACAAAAUUGCUGAAAUCCUGAGUAUUACAUAAGAGAGGUCAACAACAGCCUUGGUAAUAUACAUGUGUAGCCAUAAAUGUGACCAUAAAAGUGGCUAAUACUCAUGUAUGGGUGACACACUGAAUACAGUAAUAAUAUAGUCCACUGUCACUGGCCAUUAAACCUACAGUAUAUACCGACUAUUACCUGGUGUCUAGACCCGUGUGGUCAGUUACAACUUGGCCGGUAUUACAUACAUGGCCAAUUACAACCUCGCCUCUAAAACUAUGUGGCCUCCUACAUCCUGGUCACCAUAUCUGUGUGGCCGGCUACAAGCAGACUGCCGAACCUGUAUCACCAACGAGUGUGAUCCCACGACCUUUACAAGCAACAGCAGAUCAGUGUUUACUUAAAUUAAGAGAAACGUAUCAUUCUAGUCCUGUAAAAGAUGUGUCAUUCAGCGCCCACAGUCCAUGUACGAUCGCCGACAAAAUACUCUCGACACAGACAACAAAAAUAAACAAAGGCCAAAAAUCAUUUCUAUACGUAACACUUUGGUUCGCCUUGCUGUGUAGAACACGGGAUAGGGAACUGAAACACUGUGACACGAUCUGAUGUACAGUAUAUGAGUGCUGCCAGACGAGUCUAGAGUAUUUUGUCGGCGAUUGUACAUAGUGUAUAUUUAUAACUCUCAUAAAUCGCUGUUAUUGACGCAGUAAAUAACAAAUGUCGGGCGAUUAGUGUGUUAAAUGUUACAGAUCCCGAAUCAGAUUGAGUCUUUUGUUAUAUCCAAAUGUUGAUUACAGAAGACGACUGAAAACUAUCUAUAUUUUUUUCUUAUAAUUUCAGUAAAAGCUAAAGAAAACUAAAACGUUAAAUAAUAUAACCAAGCUUUUCCUUAACAUCCUAUUCAUAUUUUAAUCUAUUCACUAAAAUGUUACUACUAGAACAGACUGAACAGCGAACUAAAGAUGAAACACUCAGGACAGACGAUGACUAUGACUAUGCUAACUCCAGGUCAAACGGCUGUCUUGAUAGCGUAUGCAUAGCCAUUAUAUGUUUAUUAUUAUUUAAAAUUAUAUGUGUAAAACAAAUGAAUUCCAUGGAUAAUCAAGACGUGUGUUUCUGGUAAAUAUGUCUUGUGUUUCCUCCCAUAUUACAUCUUUUGAAUAGUUACCAGUACCAAAUUUUCGUUUUCUCUGGAUUGAGUCACAAGUUUAACCUUCAUUUUCUGUUAAGGUGAGGUAAACAAACUCAGGCUUCAUACUCAGACACGUAACUUUAGCAUUACUGUAUGGUAUCCUACUGUGUCAUGUGAUACUCUCAACAAUAACUAAACUUGUAUCUAUUUAUCAAUGAACACCUGAGUCGGAAUUGCUACUAAUUAUAUAAAUAUCUCUUUCAAAA